AGUUCCUGCUGCUCCUUCCCGGUGUGGAGCUGAGCUCUGAACGGGGCACGGAUCCCUCCAGAGAACCUGGAGCCAGCCCCUCACAGCCGCGGGACACAGGGAAUCAGCCCCCCUGCCAGCUGCUGAAAUACCAGUGGGGAAAUAAAGGGAGGAAAGCAGAGGAUUUCUAGGCGCAGAAUCCCAUCCCUGCGUGAAGAAACGAGCCUGCUGUGCUGAGAAUCUCCUUCCCAGAUGCUCAGAGGAGCUGUGCUGCCUUCUAGAGACUAAAGAGGGGGGUGAGGAUCUGCAGAGAGCACAAGAGCACAGCCCUGUGCACACGGCAAACUGCACCCUUCCCCUCAGAGCAAGCCAGGAGCUGAUGUAAAUGAGCUUUAAUUUGCAGCCCAGGACCUCGACUGAUGAAUGCUCCACACAUGGAAAGCUCUGACUGACAGCCCAGAUGCUGAGGAUGGGGAGUGAUGGGUAUCUCAAACAAAAUUGCUGAGCAGACGCAGCAGCAACCUCCACCCAGUCAGGUUUCUAAGCCAGUUUUAAGGCAGAAUCAGGACUAAUACUAGGCAAUUCAAAGCAUCAGUGAUUUCCUCUCAGGAGAAACUUAAAUUGGAGACCCCUUGGAAUAUUUACUUUCCUUAAAUACACAACCUUUCCCAAAAGAUGGAAAUGAUUUUAACCUGCAGCUCCAAUAUUUCUCAUCACAUAACCCUGGAAAGUGAGAUAAACAGCCUGAGGUUUGCGUAGCCUCACUUGUGCACCCCAAGGAAAAUGCAGAAGGAGUUAAAUUUGACUUGGAACUGGAGGGAAUAAACUGUGCUAUACUGGUGAAAGCUUAGGAGCAAAGGUAGGUUUUCUAAUAUGUUUCUGCAUCUUUCUCAUUGCUGCUGGUGCUGCAAUUUUAAGACGUUCUUCAAAACUCUUUUCCCCAGCAAGGUCAGGCAAAUGUUGCCUGUAGGACCUUCCAAGAACUGAUCUUGUCACUGGUCCUGCCUGGAAAGGUGAAGUUCAGCGGACUCAUAUGGACAUUACCAGCCAUGGCUUUCCUCCCUGGAAACUCCUCCGAGUGCUCCAACUGCACCCACUCCAUGGAGCCCGUGAACAUUUCCAAGGCCAUCUUGCUGGGUGUUAUUCUAGGGGGGCUGAUUGUUUUUGGGGUUUUGGGUAAUAUCCUGGUUAUCCUGUCUGUAGCCUGCCACAGACACCUCCAGAGUGUCACCCACUAUUACAUCAUCAAUCUGGCUGUAGCUGACCUCCUCCUGACUUCCACUGUCCUGCCCUUCUCAGCUACCAUGGAGAUUUUGGGCUACUGGGUCUUUGGGAGAAUCUUCUGCAACAUCUGGGCAGCCGUUGACGUGCUUUGCUGCACUGCUUCCAUCAUGAGCCUCUGCAUCAUCUCCAUCGACCGAUACAUUGGGGUGAGCUACCCACUGAGGUACCCCAGCAUAGUGACAGAGAGGAGGGGCCUCCUGGCCCUGCUGUGUGUCUGGGCACUGUCCCUGGUCAUUUCCAUUGGGCCCCUUUUCGGCUGGAAGGAGCCAGCCCCGAAGGAUGAGACUAUCUGCCAGAUCACCGAGGAGCCCGGCUAUGUCUUGUUCUCAGCACUGGGCUCCUUCUACCUCCCCCUGACCAUCAUCCUGGUGAUGUACUGCCGGGUCUAUGUGGUGGCCAAAAGGGAAAACAAAGGGCUGACCUCUGGGCUGAAGACAGAGAAAUCUCAUUCCGAGGAGGUGACCCUCCGCAUCCACCGCAAGAACGUACCCAGCGUGAGCGGCUCUGCGCCCAACCCCAAGAGCAAGCACCACUUCUCCGUGCGCCUGCUCAAGUUCUCCAGGGAAAAGAAAGCUGCCAAGACCCUGGGAAUAGUUGUGGGAUGCUUCGUCCUCUGCUGGCUCCCAUUUUUUGUAGUAAUGCCUCUUGGUUCUUUCUUUCCUGCAAUCAAACCCCCGGACACACUCUUUAAAAUAACAUUUUGGCUGGGAUAUUUAAACAGCUGCAUCAACCCCAUCAUCUAUCCAUGCUCAAGUCAAGAGUUCAAGAAAGCGUUCCAGAACGUCCUGAAAGCUCAGUGCCUCCUGAGGAAGCAGCCAGCAAAGAAGCAAACCCCAAGCUUCAACCUCAACCAUCCCUCUGGCCAGAGCAUGGAGAGCGGCAAAGGGGUGGUCAGGAUCCCUGUGGGAUCAGGAGAAACCUUCUACAAGAUUUCCAAGUCGGAUGGGGUCUGCGAGUGGAAGAUCUUCUCUGCUGUGCAGGGCGUGCCUGCCAAAACUGCUGUUUCCAAAGACUGCACGGCUGCCAAAGCCAAGAGCAAAGGGUUCCUGCAGGAAUGCUGCUGUGCAGGCGCUUCAGGGAGCCUCGUCCAUGAGAACUGCAAAGUGCCAACCAUUAAAAUCCACUCGAUCUCCCUGAGUGAGAGUGGGGAGGACGUGUAACCAGCUGGGUGCACCAGGCUGGCAGCUCGGGGGCCUCGUGGGCUGUCUUUUUAUGGGGAAGUAGGAGUAGGUGUGGUGAUAGUUGAAAGGAUCCAGGUAUGAACAGGUAAAACAGGGCCAAAUCUUUCGAGGAGGGAUGUCUGUGAGUGCUGGGAGCAUAAAUGGAGGCCCUCAAAGACAGUGCAUGGCUUCAGUGGAUGGUAUUCUGAGGGUCCAGCAUCUGCCAGGCAUUUCCUUGGCAUUUAAAGGCUUUAUCCCUCUAUUCUCCUCUUUCAAAGUUCCCUGCUCUGAUUUAGGGGCAGUGGAGAAGAAAGAGGGAACCACAGACUCCAUGCUCAUUUCAGCCUCGACACUCUCUAAUAGCUCCACCUCCAGAGCCAUUUUGUGAUUCCACCCCUCCCCAUAAAGCCAAGCCUAAGCUGUGGAUUUCAGUCAACUCCGUUGCCAAGGGAAACUUGAUCCAAGUGACUGCACUCCACCGAGCUUCAGAGACCAAGGAGAACUUUUCCGUUUUGUGCAAUCCGCCUCCCUAAUCUCCACACCAAACCAAAUGAAAAUUUGCAUGUGCCCCAGGUUUGUUCGGACAAUCUCUGCGCUUUGACGUGGGUCUAAUAAAACUCAAAACUGGGUAAGUCCUCAUCAAGCAAAGCUCAAAGAGCUCACUUGCACUCAUCCUUUUGUUUUUCUUCCUCUGAGUCCAGCAGGAACCUGCUGAAAGGCUCAGUAAUUCCUUGCUCAGGUGCUUGAUAGCCAGAUCAGUGCCACAGUCACUGGAAAAGCUGCAGAUUUUUCCUGUCUCCCUGCCCAGUGUUUUGCUACAUUCCUUUUCCCGACUCCUUCAAUACCAAGUGCUCUAAGCUUUCUGUGAGAUCCUGGGUACUCUGGAGUCAGGAACUUUCCCCUUGCUCUGAGCAGGGGGAGUUAAGCAUGUUAAAAGGCUUAAGGACAUCCAUCCCCAUGAGAAAGGGCCAUCUCUUGGGAAUUUGGGAGCAAAGCAUUUGGAAGCAUGUUAUAUUUUAAUACAGCUAAUCCAAAUAAAUAAAUAAAUGAGAUGGCCAGCAUCUGGAAGAAAUAGUGGGAGGAAUUCUCUGUACAAUAUUAGAAAUAAGCAGCUCUUGACAUGACUCCUCCUGAGCUUGCCAAGUAAGAAUUUAGCUCCUUGAAACAACACAUGAGCCUCUACUCUUGUGUCUGUCAGCUUCUGUGCUGAAGAUCCACUGCCUUGAAAAGGGAAGGGGCUGAGGUAAGGGUCAUUCUCACAGGAUGGACCUUGAAACAACACCUUGGUGGUGUUGAUGAGAAAUCAUUGUUUAUUUCUCUCUCAUUCAGUACUAAGUCCCCAAUGUCAAGAGGAUUUGUCUCCUGUGUCUUUUAUUCAUGCACUCACAGAACACGGAGCUGUAGCAUGAUCCCAUUUUUAGCUUAAAUAAGAAAUCCGCCUCACUCUUAAGGUUUGUCAGGCCUAGAAUUUUAAUCUAAAAGUGUGGAAAUACCAUGUCUGAAAAUAUUCUCAUGGUGCUUCAAGCCAAGAGCAGAAGGAGAAAAGCUGGAAAUCUCAUAAGAAAGUCACGUGAGAGUCAUGGCCGAGGUUUCCAGUCUCACAGGGUUCAGAUACGUGGGACGUUUAUUUGGACAAAACCUGAACUUUGAAACAUUUUGAAAAAACACCCCUUAAAUUGAGCAAGACUGGCAAGAUUUAAAGUCUUCACUGCACACCCUUGGUGCCCAACCCUGUCUUAUUCUACAACCAGUACUUGUUUUAUAGCCAGUAAGGUCCUUUUUGCCAUCUCUCCUUUGGAGCUGGGAGAUUUACACAGGGUUGCUGCAGUAAUUUCAGAUUUAUUGAGGUUUCAUGGUGUCAGGCAAAGAGGUGUUGUGGAGAUACACAUGGUGGCUGCCACAACUGGAUUAAUUUAACUCCAGAGCAAUCCUGAUGCAGCAAUAUAAUCUGACCCUGUAAGAUGAAGAUAAAUAGUGUCAGGAUGGACAUGGAUGCACAGUUCUCCUGUGUGGCAGAUACAGAGGCUGGAAUAAUGGAAGUCUUGGUCUCAAUCUUCAUCCUUUUUUUCUGUCACCUAAGAUGCUAAAGGACCUCUCUGUGUCCAGUGACUCUGAAAAGCUCCCAACCCUCAGCAGCAGGCGAGCCCGGUCCCAGACACACCUCUGCUGCUGCCACAUCUGCCAGCAAAAACAAACACAUCAUUUGUUUGGCUGUCUCAGAGAAUUUCUGCAGGAAAACUGCCCUGUUCCCUUGUUGCAAGCAGGGUCACUGGCACUUGUCAUCUCGGUGGAGAUUUGGACUGAAAAGUCUCAAAAACCAUAGAAGGAACUCUAGGGAGCAGAAAAAAAAAGGAGUGCAGAUUUAAGCAGCCCAUUUUUUUCUGUUAUUUAAAGUGAACUUGGCACUGGUGAAAGAGCUGCAGCCACAGAGGCUGAAUGUAGCUGUCUGUCUAAAAGCACAAACAGGACAAAAGGUUUUCCCAGUGGCUGGACAUCAAUCAUCACUUCUAAAAUCUUCCCAGCAUCAGGAUUUUGUUGUGUGAAACCCAGCAGGAGCACAGAGCAGAGAUCAGAGAGUGGCCAGAUGGGAAGGGAGAUCAGUGGAGUGCCAGGAGUUCCCCUCAAAGCCACAUCCAGUGACCUGCACUGACCGGGCAGUGGAUGUGUCCUGACUGAAACCUCCGAGGGAUGGCUCUGACAUCCCACCAUCCUUUUGGGUCAGGGUUUUCUGUUGGGAGUGACAGCCAAGAUUUCCAUGUGGGGUGGAGCACAGUCUCAGCUGCAAAGAGUUGAGAGCUGGAGCAUCACAGAGAUGACUCUUAAUUUGCACAGUCUGAGGCAAAGCAGAUCACCAAUCCCUCUUCCUCCCAGGGCAGGGAAAGUUCAGUAGUCCAGUUUCCACAGUCAAUUCAGAUUUACUAUCUGAUGUUUUUGAGGCUUUGUGUACUUUGCAAGAUUAUUCAAAUCCCAAAUACUUAAGUUCUGCCCACUAUUCAAAUAAAUGUCUUCUCAUUUUUAUAUUCUUUAUUUCACUCUGCCAGCUCCAAGGAUAAAUUGUGCAUUGUGUAAAAGAAUAUUCUCCUUUGCCAGGCCUUAAUGUCCUGAAAAUCUAUAGCACUGAAAAGAAGAAAGAUUAAGCCAGGAAUAUUUCUUGCUUCUCUACUUGGAGUAAGCAAAUGGAUUUCACAAAGCUUCUAUACAAAAUUUCCCUGCCUGACUUUUUCAGUUUUCUGAAAGGCAACACUGACAGGCUGCAGCAUCUUGUACUGAUUGAAGUCAGUUAAAAAAGGUCUUACUGCUUUGCUGAAGUGGAAAUGCCCAGUUUCAGGUGUGCCUGUUGGCCUUGAGCUACUAUUGCUCAUGUCUGAGUGGGGUUUUAUUAGGAACUUCAUUUUAAAAUAAAGCUACUGAGACACAGAGCAACUCAGUGAUUCAUCCAGAAAGGUUUCAGCUGUCCCAGGCUGAAUCCAUGCUGGGUAAUUAACUCCACAUCUUACCCAGAGACACCUAGAUCCUCUUUCCUGUCUUAAUAUGGUUCGGAUAAGCAAGACAAGGUUGAAAACUAACUCUAGGGGACAGACUGUUGACACCAAUUUUUUCUGGAUGAUCCCUUCUGACAGCAGAGCUGAACAGGAAAGCCAGUUGGUCUUCAAAGAGUUGCACUUAGCUCCAGGCAAAUUUGGGACCUGCACGAGUGUUAUCCUUUGCUAGAAGGAAAAAAAUCCAACAUGUCAUGAGAGAGCUGCUCUCACAGCAGCAUCUGCUCUCUGCCUGCACCCCUCACACACUCAAAUAUUUGUGAAGGUAUUUUGUAUGUGACAGUGUUAUAAAAACCAUAAGACACUACAGAGGUAGCUUUUGGUGCUUUAAAAUACAGAUCUUCCCUCCAGCUUGAUAGGUGUAAUUGAAUCUCUGAUUUCCCUGGAAAAGAUGGAGCAUUUGUCUCAGGGAUUGGAGUGAAAUGUCAUUCCUUCUACACAGAGCACACUGCAUAUUUCUCAUGAUGGCAGAGAAGGAGAAAAUAGCAAACGUGAGCUAAGGGAAAAUGAAUUGCUGAGGAGGAAAGCUCUGGAUGGCAACCAUCACAUGAGAAAUAACACAUCUGUCAGUCCCACAGUGGGCUCAAAGCUCUACUUAAUGCACAUUUCUGUCUCAGUGCAACACUGAGCUCAAACCCAGGAUGAGCAACAGCCUCUCCUUUAUCAUCACGGUAACAUCCAGAUCUUUUUCAGAGUCAAAAACCUCCAUGUGUUAAUAGUGAAAAUAAACAUGAUUUUCCAGUGCUCAACGAGACUUUUUUGCAUUAAUCCAAAUUUCUUUUAUCAACUGUCAAAACUUAGCCCUUGUAAACCAUUUUCUGAAGUAGGAAAACACCAACCUGCCCAGCAUUUCAGCAGAUUUCCACUUUCAAAGCAAGUCCACUCAGCCAAUGAUAGAAAACCUCCCUGAAUUUCAUGUAAUGCUCAAUUCUUCCUGACAGUACAACUAUGGGAAUUGUAUACAAGCUGGUUUGGGCUUUUUUUUUUCUCUUUGCUAGUCUUUGGUUGCAAAAAAAAAAGGUUUUGUUUUUGUUUUUUUUUUUCUUCUGCCUGCAGCAGCAUUUUGCCUGCAUGUUGUACAAGUUUGGCUGCCAGUGGUUUUAAAAGAUUUCUUCUGAAACAGGCACUGCAUUUUCUGAAUGUGGUAUUCUGGUGUUACUGAAUUUUCUAUGUGCUGUGUUCCAGGUUUAUCAUGUUUGAACAGUCCAUGCUGGUCAUUUCCUUGAACAAAAUGUAUAUGAAAUCUUGCUAAGGUGAACAAAUAAAUUAUUGGGGGGAAUGUGCACUUUGGGAUAUGUGAGCUGCAA
This is a messenger RNA of Corvus hawaiiensis (hawaiian crow), 7269 nucleotides long. RefSeq names its product adrenoceptor alpha 1A (gene ADRA1A). The coding region runs from base 1029 to 2423 and encodes 464 amino acids. Gene Ontology annotation, molecular function: alpha1-adrenergic receptor activity. The transcript is spliced from 3 exons. Gene Ontology annotation, cellular component: membrane. Gene Ontology annotation, biological process: adenylate cyclase-activating adrenergic receptor signaling pathway; positive regulation of cytosolic calcium ion concentration; regulation of cardiac muscle contraction. The record is from RefSeq and is a predicted model, not a curated record. Lineage: Eukaryota; Metazoa; Chordata; Aves; Passeriformes; Corvidae.